This is a messenger RNA of Camelina sativa (false flax), 309 nucleotides long. RefSeq lists its product as uncharacterized. Gene Ontology annotation, cellular component: transcription factor TFIIIC complex. The record is from RefSeq and is a predicted model, not a curated record. Lineage: Eukaryota; Viridiplantae; Streptophyta; Magnoliopsida; Brassicales; Brassicaceae. Gene Ontology annotation, biological process: transcription by RNA polymerase III.
AUGGAGGACGAAGAGUAUGUAAUGAUUGAUCUUGAUGACGUUUCAAGACACAUUGACAUUCCAUCAGAUGCUCCUUAUACUUUAUCAGGUUUGGAUACUUUGAAUCCGGUGUUGACCAUUGAUGGCAAAAUCAAGCUGGUUGGAGAAUAUAUAGAAACAAUUGGUACAUGCCUUGCUUUCUCUGACGACAUGGGUGAAAACCAGAAGAAGACAGUUGAACCUGUUGCCAAACUCCACAAGAUUCUUAAGUUUAGGUUAGCAGCUGCAUUAGACAAUGAAGAUGGAGAAACAAAGACAAGCCAUUUGUAA